CCGUCGCUCGGUGCGAUGCCGGGGGAGGCGGUGACGGUGCAGCUCGGGCACUACUCGGGCUGUGUGGGCGCGCACUGGUGGGGGCUGCAGGCCGCCGCGCUGCGCGGCCCCGCCGAGCCCGCCGAGCUCCGCGCGGCCGCGCUGCUCCGGCCCGGGCGGGGGCCCGGCGGCACCGAGACCCCCUCGCCGCGGCUCGUGGCGCUGGAGCUGAAAGGCGGCGUGGGCGCGCUGAGACCCGACGGGGUGAGCGCGGAGGCUCCGGUGCCCUGGGACGGGGCCGUGGCCGAUUACCGGGACGCGCCGCGGGACAGCGGGAACCGCGCGGGAGACGCUGCCUGUGACAGGAAGGGGGGUCCCGGCGCUGCGGUGCCAGCAGGAGCAGCUCCCACAGGGUCCCAGGACCCCCCCUCGGUGAGGCUCUGGUCCGAUUACCUCAACGUGCCCCUGCACCCCCGGAGCGUCCACGUGAUCCGGCAGUACCUGCACGAUGGGGAUUGUGGUUGUCUGGAAGCCUUUGCACAAGGGGAAAGUCUCCUGCAGGACCCCGCCUGCGUGGAGGAGCUGGAGGAUCGGCUGCACUUCUUUGUUGAGGAGUGUGAUUACCUGCAGGGGUUCCAGGUCCUCUGUGACCUCCACAACGGGUUCUCGGGGGUUGGUGCCAAGGUGACAGAGCUGCUCCACGACGAGUACUCGGGGAAGGGAAUCCUCUCCUGGGGCCUCACUCCGGCCACGAGUGACGUGGGGGAUCCCCAGAGCAGUUUUUACAGGCUGCUGAACACGGCCCUUGGCAUCGUCCACCUCUCCCAGCACAGCUCCCUCUUCUGCCCUCUGUCCCUCAGCGGGAGUUUGGGAAUCAGGCCACGGCCUCCUGUGACAUUUCCAUACAUAAAAUACGAUGCAUCCCUGAACUACCACAGCAGUGCAAUUCUGGCAGCAGCACUCGACACCCUCACGGUUCCCUACCGGCUCUGGUCGGCCCAGGGCUCCAUGGUGCACUUUGCUGACUCCCUCACCUUCUCUGGGAGGAAGGUUGUGGCUGCGUGGGCGUCUCUCCCUUUCCCUGCCUUUCCCGGCUCCUCGCUCCCAGAGAUUUUAAGUGCCCACCAGCAGGACGUGCCCUGGAAGCUCCUCCUGUCCUCCUGGAGGGAGCAAAAGGUCAGCUGCUGUUUUGCUCAGUCUGUUGUGCUCCGAGGAGUUUGCAAAGAAAGGCCCAGCAGCAGCUCCCUGGGCCAGCAGCCCCGGACGCCCCUGCAGGGCUGUGAGAGCCCUGAGGAGAUGCUCCAGCACUACCUCCACACCCACUUCCCAGGCUCCUUCAGCACAGCCCACGUGCUCCAGCAGCCCUGCGACACCCGACCUCCCUUCCCCCAGUUCUUCUCUCCUCUCCUGACCAGACAAGGCUUCCUCCAGGACAAAGCUCCGGGUCCCUCCUCGGCAGGGCCCAACAGAGCUGUGCAGAGCAUCCCCGUGCUGGCAGCCCUGCAGGCCUCCCCUGUCCUGCACCAGCUGCUCUCGGGCCUCUGGCGGGACCUGCGGGCGCGGAACGUGCGGCGCUGGAGCAGCUUCUUCACGGCCGGGCUGGAACAGGACGACUUCCAGCAGGCCCUGGAGGAGCUGAAGACUCUGUCCCAGUGCUAUGAAACGGGGUUUGGGGGGGAUGGCUCCGAGGAUGAGGCGGAUUCAGACUAACCCACCUUUAUUCCCGGGGACAGAGGGAGUGGGAGCCUCUUUAAGGUCACUUUGGGAAUCAAGGGAAUGGCUCUGGGGACGCUCCAGCUGCUGCUUCCUUCUCAUUUCACCAAAAUCCCCUUACAAAGGCUGGUUUAACUUCUCCAGCUACUCACAGCUGUGUUGUAGAGGGGGAAAGCUGCUUUUGGGGGGGCUGUUUUUGUAUGUUUGGGGUUGUUCGUUUGUUUGGUUGUUUUUUUAUAACUGUGCAAAGUGGAUUUGCUCUGCCCCAUUCAAAUAAACCCACACAAUAAAUAAGAGAGCUCAGACUGUAACUUUCUCACAUACAAUCAACACAAGGGGAGAACUUAGAAAAAGUCCUGUGUUCUUUCCACGAGAAAACUGACAUCUUAGGGUACAAUAUUUACACGUUCUGGUCCAAAGCUGCUGUGCCCAACCUUCCCCCCAGGCCAGGCGAGUGUCCCCGAGCCCCAGCCCUGCUGUUUCUCUGCUGAAGCUCCCCAGGGAGGUUCUGGAGAACAUUCUCACCCCGACACCUCGCUUGGUGCCUCCAGUUUGGUGCAGGCUGGCAGUGCAGCUCAUCAGAAGUGGAGCAGGAAAGUGAACAAAAACCCGGGAAGGUGCCGUCUUAAUACCUGUGCAAACGUUUUCCCACAGCACCUGUCUAGCAGCAAACUGGCAAAAAACAAACAAACUUCUUCUGGGGCAAGUCAGUAGUUUAUCACCUCAGUCAUCAGGUUCUUCCUCAGAGAGCAGGAGAUCUUUAUCUGACAGCUGGUCCGUGUUGCUGGUACUUGUUGCAUCCUCCUCAUCCUCGGAGCUCCCGUCGCAGGACGUGUGGAAGAGCCUCAUCAGCUCCCUGAACCUGUGGGACACCUGAGGAACGAGGGGAAUCCAACGUGAGCAGUGGCCUGAGAGGUGUCACAGAACUGGGAUUCCCUGUUUCAAAGCUCGGGGUGUUUUGUAAUGUUUUAAAAUAUAUAUAUAUCUAUAAAUACCACAGAGACAUUUCAUACGAGGUUCGGUCAUAAAGGAAAA
Pipra filicauda (Wire-tailed manakin) is the source of this 2727-nucleotide messenger RNA. RefSeq names its product misato mitochondrial distribution and morphology regulator 1 (gene MSTO1). The transcript has 14 exons. Gene Ontology annotation, biological process: mitochondrion distribution. Lineage: Eukaryota; Metazoa; Chordata; Aves; Passeriformes; Pipridae. The record is from RefSeq and is a predicted model, not a curated record. Gene Ontology annotation, cellular component: cytoplasm. The coding region runs from base 16 to 1689 and encodes 557 amino acids.